This is a messenger RNA of Notothenia coriiceps (black rockcod), 1899 nucleotides long. Its product is annotated as actin-binding LIM protein 3-like. NCBI's taxonomy places the organism in Eukaryota, Metazoa, Chordata, Actinopteri, Perciformes, Nototheniidae. The record is from RefSeq and is a predicted model, not a curated record. The annotation marks the transcript as partial. Gene Ontology annotation, cellular component: stress fiber; actin cytoskeleton. Gene Ontology annotation, biological process: cilium assembly; lamellipodium assembly. Gene Ontology annotation, molecular function: actin filament binding. The transcript is spliced from 16 exons.
UGUGUGGCUGUGAUCUGGUGCACUCUGGUUUCUUCCACCACUCCGGAGAGUACAUCUGCACUGAGGACUACCAGCGGCUCCAUGGGACCCAGUGUGACAGCUGCAGCCAGUACAUCACUGGGGAGGUGGUCUCUGCCCUGGGGAGGACGUACCACCCACACUGCUUCGUGUGCAGCAUCUGCAGGAGUCCGUUCCCAAUUGGAGACAGGGUGACCUUCUGUGAGAAGAAGUGUGUGUGUCAGCAGUGCUCACACACUCUGAAAAGCGACAAGCCCGUCAAGGUUCACGGGCCAAGCUACUGUGCCGGCUGUGGGGAGGAGAUCAAGCAGGGACAGUCCCUGCUGGCUCUGGAGAGGCAGUGGCACGUCAGCUGCUUUAAAUGCCGAACGUGCGGCUGUCCGCUCACUGGAGAGUACAUCAGCAAGGAUGGGAUCCCUUACUGUGAGAGUGACUACCACACUCAGUUUGGGAUCAGGUGUGACAGCUGUAACCGCUACAUCAGCGGAAGAGUUCUUGAGGCUGGAGGGAAGCGUUACCACCCCAGCUGUGCCCGGUGUGCUCGCUGUCACACGAUGUUCUUGGAAGGAGCGGAAAUGUACAUCACAGGUUCAGAGGUUUGGCACCCCAUGUGUAAAGAAGCCGCUCGACUGGAGAGGAAACUGAGGCUGAGGCGCACCUCGGAGACGGUGUCCAUUUCUUCUCCGGGUUCCUCUCCUCUCCUCGGCUCCCCUCACCGGCUCAUCUGUUCCAAAGGCGACGGUGAAGUGUUGGACUAUAAGCAGCUGGCGGCUCUGCCCCGGGUCAAAGCCAUCUAUGACAACCAGAGGCCUGACAUCAUCCCUUAUCAGGCGGACCAUGCACACACACACAACUCUGAUGACACUUUGGAGAGAUACAGCUGCGUACAGUCAUUGGGCUCCUUAUCAGCAUACUCUCAUGAUCUCUUGGACGGCGUUGAGCUGAGGACGAGGCGUUCCAGCUCCGCCUUCACUGACUCUCCCUCACACAGCCGCCACGGAGGCUCCCCCCUGCAUUACUAUCUCCCCGAUUCUGAGGACAGCAACAUCUACAGGAAACCCCCCAUCUAUAAAAGAAAAGACAUAUCUGCUUCUCCGACAGUCUUUAAGAGUAAGACCAAUGAGAACCUCCUGAAUUCCAGUCGCCUUUCCACCUCCAACUGCAGCAGCAUUUAUCACCCGGACUCCAACUACUACCCAUAUACCGGCUCUCCAAAAGUCUCCAGGGUGAGGAGGUUUUCUGCCGGAGGAGAAGAGGAUGGAUGGAAUCAAAAUAUAAACAAAGGAAUUGGCAGGAUGAUCCUGAAGGAGGAGAUGAAGGCGCGGUCCGGUUGUCACGACAAUGACCAAUGGAGCAGCAGGCGCACUUCUCGCUGUAGCAGCAAGGAGGCGCUGAACAACCUGGCCUACAGCUCUCUCAACGGCUCUCCCAAGUCCGUCUACAGUUUAGACAGCGACUCAUGCAUUGCCAAAUCAUCGUCGUUGCCAGGCUACGGCAAAAAUGGACUGAGGGUAAGCAACCUAUCAUGUUAACUGUGUGUGUAAUGGCAAUUUCCUGUUUCUAUGUCCUAUAUAUUGUUGCCAUUACUUCACAGAAGGGCUGAAGAGUGAUCCAGACGCAGACACAAACAGAUGACUUUCCGGUCCUUUGGUGCAGUUUAUAAUGAGGUUUAUUCAGCGUGUACAUACCAGGGUUUAAUUGUACAGUUUAGUUGUUGUGGUGAGCAUCUGCCGGGCUGGUGGAAUCGGUAUGCUCUCUUCCUUCUGUGUCCUCGUCCUCCUGUCACCUAUGACCUCUUAUAUACACCCGGUGCAGCUAAACCCCGCCACCAAGUGUUCAAAAAUAAUAUUGCACUAUACAUAUAACUUAAAUAAACUGACA